AUGGCCAAUUUUUGGAGAAGGAGUUCACUUGUGGAGGAGGCCCUCAGGCUGCCGGCCGGUUGGCGAUUCGAUCCAACCGAGGCAGAGCUGAUCCAGUUCUAUCUCUCAAAAAUAGUGGUCCGCGAACCUCUCCCGAUUAAGGUCAUGGAAGAGAUGGAUGCACACCACUUCUACGAGAACCAUCCCAGAAACCUUGUUCAUGGCUCGGUGCCCCUAUUUGGGGAAUACUUUUUAAUCCUUGGAGAUGAAUAUUUCCAUGGAAGAAUCGACAACAUGAAACUUGUCGGAGAAGGAAAUAUUGGAUCGUGGAGAACUGUUGGAAGAGAAGAGGAAAUCUUCGACGAGGAUAGAAACGUUAUCGCCUUCAAGAUCCAUUCUAUCUUUUUCUCUCCCAGAUCGGAAGUAACAAAUUGGAGAAUGGAGCUCUACCGUUUGCCUGUGUCCAACAAUCAUGAGGUAGAGAAGAGUGGGUGGUCGCAAGGAUCAGAAGAGCCCAACAAUUUUAAAGCAUAG
Messenger RNA from Salvia splendens (bonfire salvia), 513 nucleotides. RefSeq names its product protein SOMBRERO. Lineage: Eukaryota; Viridiplantae; Streptophyta; Magnoliopsida; Lamiales; Lamiaceae. The coding region runs from base 1 to 513 and encodes 170 amino acids. The transcript is spliced from 3 exons. Gene Ontology annotation, molecular function: DNA binding. Gene Ontology annotation, biological process: system development; regulation of DNA-templated transcription. The record is from RefSeq and is a predicted model, not a curated record.